Molecule: messenger RNA, 728 nt
Organism: Ostrinia furnacalis (Asian corn borer)
Lineage: Eukaryota; Metazoa; Arthropoda; Insecta; Lepidoptera; Crambidae
Exons: 5
Coding region: 194-697 (167 amino acids)
Source: RefSeq, a predicted model, not a curated record
CGAAGUGGUGCUGAGACUGCACCCGCCACCCUCAACCGCCCGCGGCAACGUGUCGCUAGCUGACAUCGAUGGCAGCGGCGUGGUGGUGAGGGCAGAGGAAGCCCUCAUAGUUGCCUUCGUCCUCCUGCUGUGGGUGGCGGCCAUAGCCCUGUUCUUCAACCGCUGGGGCAAGAUCAGGUGCGUCUAUAAGCUGAUGCUAGAACCGUACCAGCCGAAGUUCCAGCAGCAGCAUCGACAAAGUUGCGCGCUUGCAGAAAGCUCCGUCGUGGUCCCGCCCCAUCACCGACCGUCACUAGCGCGAGGCUGCGUGUCAUACGACUGCGGCGUGGCCUUUCCCUCCUACCAGCCGUGUGGGUACCUCUCGGCUCAUCGACCUAGACAGAACUCCGUCUUCGUAGGCAGCAUGGCUCUCAUUCCAGAAAGUCCCCCGCGGCGCUCGCGCUCCGCCGCCGACUUACCAGCCCUAGUGCCCCCCCUAGACGUGACCCACUCCGUGACCUCCCGGUCUUCUCGAGCCGCCAGCCUGCACAGCGCAGUAGACCUUCGCGUCUGUGUACCCUCGCCCCGGACUUCCAGAGCUGCCAGUCUACAUUCACAGGUGGAUAUGCCCGGGGCGGUCCAGGUCCAUGUCAGAGGGUCGGGGAGCAACUUGAAUAGACCGAGAAGUCCGAGGAGACUCACUAUCACUAAUGUUUAGUUUCGGCUACUUGAAAUAUCUUUGAAAAUCU